AUGUCUUCAGGCUCGAAGAGAGUUGCUUGGCCACCACCACCAGACAGCUCUUUAUAUGCAUCUGAACCUGUUGAAUAUCAUCAGGAGCCUCAACAGCAGAUUCAACCGCAAUAUCAAGCAAUAAGUCAGCAACAGCAAUCGCAGCCUGCUCAAAAACAACAGGUAAUGUAA
Chironomus riparius is the source of this 171-nucleotide messenger RNA. The record is from the annotation of a GenBank genome assembly. Lineage: Eukaryota; Metazoa; Arthropoda; Insecta; Diptera; Chironomidae.